CUCCAUGUUUCUUUAAAGCUCCCAUUACUUUUUUUACACCUGUGUAGUCUCUGUGUUAACAUUUGUACGUUAAUUUUUUUAAAAAAAUUGGAGUUUUUUUCCAUUUAUACCCUUUUCUAUAAUCUUUAUUCCACUGGUAUUUAUAUAUGGCAAUACUGAAACUUGAUCUUGUUCUUUUAGCUGGUCCGAUAAUCAAGGGAUUUUCAUUUUAGUUUUGGUAUUUUUAGUUUUGGUAAGCAAAUGGAUCUUGAAAGAUCCAUUUAAAAAACCUAUUUGUUUUCUUAAAUUUUCAUGGUUUAUUAUAACAAUGGUGGUUAUAUUAUAAAAAAACAAGAAGAACUGAAGAAGACGAAGACCACGACGAACAGAACAGACAUAUUAUUUAAAUCCCAUCUGCAUAUUUUCCUGAGAGGAAAAAUUCAAGAAAAUGUCAGCACCGAAUUCACCAUGUGCAGCCUGCAAAUUUCUAAGAAGAAAAUGCACACAAGAAUGUGUUUUUGCACCCUAUUUUCCACCGGAUCAGCCACAAAAAUUCGCAAAUGUACACAAAGUAUUCGGAGCCAGCAAUGUCGCCAAGCUUUUAAACGAACUCAACACAACCCAACGCGAAGAUGCCGUGAAUUCUCUCGCGUACGAGGCCGAAGCUCGCCUCCGAGAUCCGGUCUACGGCUGCGUCGGUUUAAUCUCAAUUCUCCAACACAGACUCAAAGAAUUACAGAGUGAUCUUUACAAUGCUAAAAAAGAACUCUCACAAUACAUUGGUCCUCAAGCAAUGCUGCCAACGAUACAAAACCCGAAUUAUAUUGGUCAGCAUCAUCUGAGUAAUAGUAACCCGUCUUCGAGUUUGAUUCAGCAUAAUGCAUUGCCGAUUAUGGGUGGUAUACCGGGUGGAGGGGUGCACAGCGGUCCCUUGAUGAUAAGGGAGGCGCCCCCCCAGCCGCAGCCCCCGCCCCAGCAUCAAAUAUUCGAGGCGCAGCAGCUUGCCGCGGCUUUAGCUGCGAGGGAGCAGCAAGAAAUGAUUAGGGCUUAUGAGCAGCAGCAGCAGCAGCAAGAGAUUGUGAGAUAUAAUAAUAGCAAUUCGGGUUUUAGUUCGAUUACGGUGGCUGCUAUGUCGCCGUCGUUAGCUUUAGGAAGUUUUGAUACUUCUAGUUAUCAGCAGGUGGAGCAUCAUCAUCAGCAGCAGAAUCAGCAGCUUCAAGCACAGCUUUUUCUUCAGCCUACGAAAAGUGAGAUCACUCAGGCGCAACCACUGCAGCAACAGUUUCAACAAACUCAACAGCAACAACGAUCUGGAAGUGAUGAAGGUGGAAGUGUAGGCCCAUCAUGUUAAUGUUCUUCACAAUCUGAAGCUAAUUCUUGAAAUUCCAUUGGAGCUGAAUUUUAAUUCUAAAUUAGGUCAUAAAUGCCAGACACAAGUGAACAUAAAGAGAAACUGAAACUGAAAUUAAUUUACAACUGAUGAGAUCUGAAGUCAGCAUAACUAUUAUCUUUUUCAGUUCUUAUCUAAACCGGGUCUAUAAAUUUUUUAUGGAUCCAAUCAUAUAAAAAUAUGAAAAAUGAGAGAAAACGUAUAAUUUUUCUAACGUUUGAUUGGUUAAAUUCGUAAAAAAUCUAUAGACCGGAUUUAGGUAAUAUAUUUUCCUUAAUUUUUCCUUUUUGGGUUUGAAGGAAAAGACUUUGUGGGAAGAGAUAACAUUGAUUUUUGAGUAUAGCCUUUUUACCUUAAAUUUAUUUAUUUAUUUAAGUAGAGACUAGAGGUGGUUAAUUAGUAUUUUCCUUUAAUUUCAAAACAUGAAUUAAUUAAGUUAUAUGUAUAUCAGAAGUUAUGAAAUUUUUAUGAAGCUUUACUUUAUUUAUA
Molecule: messenger RNA, 1858 nt
Organism: Mercurialis annua (annual mercury)
Lineage: Eukaryota; Viridiplantae; Streptophyta; Magnoliopsida; Malpighiales; Euphorbiaceae
Product: LOB domain-containing protein 36
Exons: 3
Coding region: 428-1330 (300 amino acids)
Source: RefSeq, a predicted model, not a curated record